Messenger RNA from Pediculus humanus corporis (human body louse), 903 nucleotides. RefSeq names its product elongation of very long chain fatty acids protein, putative. The transcript is spliced from 8 exons. NCBI's taxonomy places the organism in Eukaryota, Metazoa, Arthropoda, Insecta, Psocodea, Pediculidae. Gene Ontology annotation, biological process: fatty acid elongation, monounsaturated fatty acid; fatty acid elongation, polyunsaturated fatty acid; sphingolipid biosynthetic process. The coding region runs from base 1 to 903 and encodes 300 amino acids. Gene Ontology annotation, cellular component: endoplasmic reticulum membrane. The record is from RefSeq and is a predicted model, not a curated record. Gene Ontology annotation, molecular function: fatty acid elongase activity.
AUGGUGGAAGAAGGCAACAUGACGUACGCAGAUUUUUUAACAAAGGAAGUAGUUAAUGAUCCGCGAGUGGAAAAUUUAUUACUAAUGAAAAAUCCGUUUCCGAUAGCUGGAAUAUGUGCGGCUUACGUUUAUUUUGUACUUCAUUUAGGCCCAAAAUUUAUGACGAAUAGAAAACCGUAUAAUUUAAAAAAUAUUAUUAUUAUUUAUAAUGCGGCGCAAUCAAUUUUUAGCGCCGUCAUGUUUUACGAGGCUGUGUCACAUUGGUAUAAUAAUUACGGAUUCCUGGAAUGCAUUCCGGUUAAUUUUAACUUAUUGAAUCCCAUCGCGGAAAAGGAAAUAAGAUUGUGUCACCUUUAUUUCCUUUCGAAAAUAACAGAACUUUUAGAUACCAUAUUUUUCGUAUUGAAAAAAAAAGAUAGACACGUGAGUCUAUUACACGUUUUCCAUCACGCCGCGAUGCCAUUUUCUGUUUGGUUCGGUGUUAAAUUUCAUCCAGGUGGUAAUUUGGCAUUUUUCGGAAUACCAAAUUUAUUCGUACACAUUUGGAUGUAUUUUUAUUACAUGAUGGCAGCCAUGGGUCCACAAUAUCAAAAAUAUAUUUGGUGGAAACGUCACAUCACUCAAAUGCAAUUGGCGCAAUUUGCUAUCGUCAUGAUUUACGUAUUGAUAAUAUCGGGAAAGUGCACGCAAAAUUGGCAUUUGGUAUCAUGGAUAUUAGUUUUAGACGUUGCUUUCGUCAUAUUAUUUGUAGAUUUUUAUCGUAAAGCUUACAGAGAGAAAAAAGAUAAAAAAACAAAAGAUGUUAAUGACGUCACAGUAGAAAAAACGUCUAAAAAUUGGAAUUCUAAUAAUGUUAUGGAAGAUUCAAAGUGUAAUUAUAACCUAACAAAGAAAGAUUUGUAG